Rhodamnia argentea is the source of this 1211-nucleotide messenger RNA. Its product is annotated as 1-aminocyclopropane-1-carboxylate oxidase 5-like. The coding region runs from base 101 to 1024 and encodes 307 amino acids. The transcript has 3 exons. NCBI's taxonomy places the organism in Eukaryota, Viridiplantae, Streptophyta, Magnoliopsida, Myrtales, Myrtaceae. The record is from RefSeq and is a predicted model, not a curated record.
GCUUCAUUUCACCAUCACAAAGCAAGCAGCUUGAGUAGUCCUCUCAGAGUUCUACUCGUCUUCAUUCACAUACAAACUUCAAGAAGUAUUUGCACAUCGAAUGGCGAUUCCCGUGAUCGAUUUCUCGAAGCUCAGCGGUGAGGAGAGGGUCAAGACGAUGGCUCAGAUCGCCAAUGGCUGUGAAGAAUGGGGUUUCUUCCAGCUGGUGAACCAUGGGAUAUCAGAGGAGCUACUGGAGAGAGUGAAGAGAGUGUCUACCGAGUUUUACAAGUCGGAGAGAGAAGAGAACUUCAACAAGUCAACCCCUGUGAAGCUGUUGAGUGAGAGUGAUGGCGAAAAGGUAGAGAACGUGGACUGGGAGGAUGUUGUCACUCUCCUUGAUGACAAUGAAUGGCCUUCCAACACUCCCGGUUUCAAGGAAACCAUGGCAGAGUACCGCGCAGAAUUGGAGAAGCUCGCCGAGAAGGUCAUGGAAGUCAUGGACGAGAAUUUGGGCUUGCCAAAGGGCUAUAUCAAAAGAGCCUUCAACGGUGGCAACGAUGACAGUGGCGACGACAACAACAACAACACGGCCUUCUUCGGGACGAAAGUGAGCCACUACCCACCCUGCCCACAGCCCGAACGGAUCAAUGCCCUCCGAGCCCACACCGAUGCAGGCGGCGUGAUCCUACUCUUCCAGGACGACACCAUCGGGGGUCUCCAGAUACUCAAGGGAGGCGAGUGGGUCGAUGUGCAGCCACUCCCCAACGCCAUCGUCAUCAACACAGGGGACCAGAUCGAGGUCCUGAGCAACGGCAAGUACAAGAGUGUCUGGCACCGCGUCCUCGCCACCCCAGACGGCAACCGGCGCUCCAUCGCCUCAUUCUACAACCCAUCCCUCGCUGCCACCAUCGCCCCUGCGCCGCAGCUCGUGAAGCAAGCUCGCGCUUACCCCAAGUUUGUGUUCGGGGAUUACAUGUCCGUCUAUGCUGAGCAGAAGUUCCUCCCCAAAGAGCCUAGGUUCCAAGCUGUGAAGGCCAUGUAAUUAUCUCUGUCUUUUCUAGGGUUAUGCAACAACAAUGGCCUUUUCUUCUCUCAGUUGCUGCUUUUAUGGAGGAGAUGGGAAUGCAAGUGUGUGAGCUUUAGGUUUGUAAUGAUGUGUGACCACGAGAUGCCAUGAAAUGCACCCUGGUCUUUGUUUCAUGUUGUAAUAGAAUUUCCACUUGUCUACA